GCCAUUUUGAAUCGCCGAUCAAAUGUUAAGAUCCAUGUUGAGUCAACAUUCAAGCUUCAACAACAGUCUCAACGAGAGAAUAUCUUGCAUUUCCCCAGUCAAGAUGCAUACUUGAACAUCACCAGAUCUGUUACUGCCAUCAUGGAUGCAAUGUUCCUACCCUUCUUUCCCCUUAGUAAUGGAACUAUCGAUCUUUUAUCCCUUUCCAAUGUCGGUGUGCAGUGGAUGAUUCACUCCUCAAGCUCUAAAGUACUCAUCUAGGUGUUCUCUGUACAAUCGGAAGCUUUACCAUCCUCCUAUUGUCCUUCUUUCGAAAAAGAAAAGCACACAGAAACAUCUCUGAGCUUCACCCGCAUAAUGACUCCCACUCGAAAGAAACCCGCCCGCAAAAGGGCCUCCAAGAAACACGCCGGUCGGAGAAAGAAUGGCGUGAAAAAGACAGUCCCCAGGUCGCCCCAGUCCAUCCUCACACAGUCGCGCAGAAGCAGUAUCUGCAAAGCUCGGAUCCGGGACGAUCUGCUGGCGGUUGCUGGUAGCAACAAAGGGCAGCCACUGUCCAAAAGCGGUAGACCGGCUUGGAAGUACUCGAAAUUCGUCAUGAUUCCGGCUUCGAAUGAUGAGCCUUUUGAAGAGAACUGCUUUGAACGAGAUCCUAUUCCUGAAGACUAUGUGUUUGUCCCUAAAGGCAAUGUCUACGUCACCCGUCAUUGUCGAAGCAAGACCAAAGAAUCCCAGCGGGUAGUUUAUCUUGUUUACCAUAGCUCAGGCAAACGCACUCUUGGGAUCCGUGUUCCUUCAGAAAUCCACUCGGACGUCCUCCAAUCCGCCGCUGCGACAGCCGACUCCCGCGCCAACGCUGUCAAAGUCCGCGAUGAGAGGGACCACACUCGGUAUCGACAACUUCUGCACACCCAAUUCCCGUUGAUGCCAGCCGACUCGCUGGAGAUUGUUCUCGACCAUGCAUUCCUCAAAGGAUCCGGACGGGUAGGACGCACCACGAUGAAAUCAGACGAACGCAAGGCUGCCUUGGCCGUGGAGGCCCAUAUCCGACACGUACAUACCCCAUAUGAGAGCCUUCUCGAUGAUGGAAUGGACAGAAACGAAGCACGAAAAGCUGUUUGGGGGACUGUCAAAGCUAUCAAGACUGCCUGGGAGGGUGGAGGUAGCCAGACGAUGGAUCUUCUCACUCUGGGCAGCCGGAUGGAUGUUGAUUCUGAUACUCCGGAGGUAGUUGAUCUCGAGUCCCCAGAAGAGUCCCCGGAGGUCAUCGAACUUGAUUCCGCAGAGGAAGAUGAACUUGAGAUUUGAUACUUUGCAUGCACGCAAUCAACUUGUGCGCCAUACGCAUACGCCAGGAUUAGAUGGCAUAUAUUAUGAUUAGACUUACGAUGGUUAUGAUCAACUCAGAGAAUAUAUAUUAGACAUGAAUCAACGCUUCACUGCAUUCUCUUCCAGAAA
This is a messenger RNA of Aspergillus wentii DTO 134E9, 1458 nucleotides long. Its product is annotated as DUF2293 domain-containing protein. The record is from RefSeq and is a predicted model, not a curated record. NCBI's taxonomy places the organism in Eukaryota, Fungi, Ascomycota, Eurotiomycetes, Eurotiales, Aspergillaceae. The transcript has 3 exons. The coding region runs from base 358 to 1308 and encodes 316 amino acids.